GGCUGACUGAAUACGGUCACGUCACUGUUUUUCUCAUUCAACAGCAAGCACAAGUCAACGUCAUCUUAAAAAAUUAAUAGGGUGUAAUGUUUUGUAAAAUAUUAUUUUAGUUUUUAGGAACAUAACAGCAACAGACCUUUCACAGUCUCUAAAAUGGUGCUCAUAGCAGCGGCGGUCUGCACUAAGGCCGGUAAAACCAUAGUCUCUCGGCAGUUUGUUGAGAUGACCAAAGCCCGCAUUGAGGGUCUCCUGGCGGCUUUCCCCAAACUUAUCCCAACAGGAACACAACACACCUUUGUAGAGACCGACUCGGUCCGAUAUGUAUAUCAGCCACUUGAGCGCCUUUACAUGCUCCUGAUUACCACAAGAGCUAGCAACAUUUUGGAAGAUUUAGAAACUCUGAGGUUGUUUGCGAAAGUGAUUCCCGAAUAUUGCCGCUCAUUGGAAGAAAAUGAAAUUGCGGAAAACGCAUUUUCCCUCAUUUUUGCGUUUGAUGAGAUUGUUGCUCUUGGGUACAGGGAAAGCGUCAAUUUGAGCCAAAUUCGCACAUUUGUCGAGAUGGAUUCACACGAAGAGCGGGUCUAUCAGGCCGUCAGACAGACACAAGAACGCGAAGCUAAAAACAAAAUGCGUGAGAAAGCUAAAGAAUUGCAACGCCAGCGAAUGGAAGCCAACAAAAAGGGCGUCAAACCAUCAUUUGGUAGCAGUGGAGGCUUUGGUAGCUCAUCUGGUUAUACUCCAGCCCCUUCAGUCGGCGAUGUUGCCAAUAUUUCAAACGAUAUCAAACCACCAGCUUAUUCCUCCGCUCCUCAGAAACCUUCGACUCGAGGAAUGAAACUGGGUGGCAAAGGCCACGACGUUGAGUCUUUCGUAGACCAGCUUAAAUCCGAAGGCGAAAAUGUCAUUGCACCAGUUAAUAACAGUAUUUCACAAGGGGGAAUGAAAACACCAGCGAUCAAGUCCGAUAUUAAUGAUGUUCACUUGAGACUGGAGGAAAAACUAAUCGUUCGAAUGGGCCGUGACGGCGGUGUGCAACAAUUCGAGUUGUUGGGGUUGGUGACACUGCACAUUGGGGACGAAAAGUGGGGGCGAAUUCGUGUCCAGUUGGAAAAUAAAGACACGCGUGGCAUCCAGCUCCAAACUCACCCCAAUGUAGACAAGGAACUUUUCAAACUGCGUUCCCAAAUUGGGCUCAAACAACCAUCCAAACCAUUCCCGUUGCACACAGACGUCGGUGUCCUGAAAUGGCGAUUGCAAAGCACAGAUGAGAGUUUAGUGCCUCUCUUGAUCAACUGUUGGCCGUCGGAAGUGGGCGAUGGCAGUUGCGACAUCAAUAUCGAGUACGAACUUGCCGAUCCGAAUUUAGAGCUGGCUGAUGUCAAUAUUUUGAUUCCGUUACCGAUGGGUUGUAACCCGGUUGUGGGCGAAUGUGAUGGCUCAUACACGCAUGAGUCAAGACGUAACCAGCUAAUAUGGAAUCUACCUAUUAUAGAUUCAAGCAAUAAAACUGGAUCGUUGGAAUUUAGUGCGCCCCGAUCUAUUCCUAACGACUUUUUCCCGGUGACAGUUUCUUUUAGUUCGAAAUCUGCUUACGCAAAUAUUAAGAUUCUUGAUGUAUUAAUGGUGGACGAUGAUUCUCCUGUUAAGUAUUCUGUUGAAACUAGCUUGUUUCCCGACAAAUAUGAGAUAGUGUAAGUGUCACAGUAGGUUACGAUAGUUAAUGAAAUUAUAUAAUAAUAAAAUUCACUUGUAUAAAUACUACUAAUAUUUUAUUCGUUCUUGCUUUUUGUACAAAAUUUUAAGAAGUUUGUUUUAAUUUUUAUCUAUUAUAUAAAUAAAAUAAGUCAGGAGUAUAUUUAUAA
Messenger RNA from Tribolium castaneum (red flour beetle), 1862 nucleotides. It is a transcript of the gene deltaCOP, whose product is annotated as Coat Protein (coatomer) delta. The transcript has 10 exons. Gene Ontology annotation, cellular component: COPI vesicle coat. The coding region runs from base 154 to 1695 and encodes 513 amino acids. NCBI's taxonomy places the organism in Eukaryota, Metazoa, Arthropoda, Insecta, Coleoptera, Tenebrionidae. Gene Ontology annotation, biological process: retrograde vesicle-mediated transport, Golgi to endoplasmic reticulum; endoplasmic reticulum to Golgi vesicle-mediated transport; Golgi localization. The record is from RefSeq and is a predicted model, not a curated record.